CCGCAGUUCCUCAGGGGCCUGUGACGCCACACAGGUCGUCGAGAAGGCUGUCGGUGGGGUCGUGGAGAAGGCCGAGCUGUUUACGCCAGGCGCUCUCUCCCGGCUGGAAGGAGGAGGAGGAGCGGGGGCACGGAUAUGGCCGCCUGUAACACCUGCGCAGCGGCCGCGCGGCUCCUCAGCUCCUCGCUGCCGUCCGCGCGCAGAGGUAUUACAUGUGGCCGUUCUUGCCUUCCUAUUUUAGGAAUAAUUGGGACUUUUGAAGCACGGUCACUAAGAAGUAUUCCCUUGAGAACUUUCUCUGAAACACCGGCAUAUUUUGCUUCAAAGGAUGGUGCAAGCAAAGACGGUUCAGGAGAUGGGAGUAAGAAAACUGUUAGUGAAGGCAACAGCAAGAAGUCAAGUUCUGGAGGCUCCGGCAAAGGUGGAAACCAACUGCGUUGCCCAAAGUGUGGUGACUUAUGCACACACGUGGAGACCUUUGUGUCUUCUACCCGCUUUGUGAAAUGUGAAAAAUGCCACCACUUCUUCGUCGUGUUGUCAGAAGCAGAUUCCAAGAAGAGCAUCAUUAAAGAACCGGAAUCUGCAGCCGAAGCUGUGAAGUUGGCCUUCCAACAGAAGCCGCCACCUCCACCAAAAAAAAUUUAUAACUACCUCGACAAGUAUGUUGUUGGCCAGUGUUUUGCCAAGAAGGUGCUUUCGGUCGCAGUGUACAAUCAUUAUAAGAGAAUCUACAACAAUAUCCCUGCCAACCUGAGGCAGCAAGCUGAAGUUGAAAAGCAAACUUCCUUAACACCAAGAGAAUUAGAAAUCAGAAGACGGGAGGAUGAGUACAGAUUUACAAAACUUCUCCAGAUUGCUGGUAUUAGCCCCCAUGGCAAUGCUUUGGGAGCGUCAAUGCAGCAGCAGGUGAACCAGCAGAUGCCCCAGGAAAAGCGAGGAGGUGAAGUGUUAGAUUCAACUCAUGAUGACAUCAAGCUUGAAAAAAGUAAUAUUUUGCUUCUUGGACCAACUGGAUCAGGUAAAACCCUGCUGGCUCAGACUCUGGCGAAAUGCCUGGACGUCCCUUUUGCAAUCUGUGAUUGUACCACUUUGACUCAAGCAGGCUACGUGGGAGAAGAUAUUGAGUCUGUUAUUGCAAAACUACUGCAGGAUGCAAACUACAAUGUAGAAAAAGCUCAGCAAGGAAUUGUUUUCUUGGAUGAAGUGGAUAAGAUUGGCAGCGUGCCAGGCAUUCAUCAGUUACGUGAUGUGGGAGGAGAAGGCGUUCAGCAAGGCUUGUUAAAGUUACUGGAAGGGACAAUUGUGAAUGUUCCAGAGAAGAACUCCCGUAAAUUACGUGGUGAGACUGUGCAGGUUGACACAACCAACAUCCUCUUUGUGGCUUCUGGUGCUUUUAAUGGUCUUGACAGAAUCAUCAGCCGGAGGAAAAAUGAAAAGUAUCUUGGCUUUGGAACUCCAUCAAAUCUGGGGAAGGGCCGAAGGGCUGCAGCAGCUGCAGACAUAGCUAAUGUAGGUGGAGAUUCCAGCACUCAGCAGGACAUGGAAGAAAAAGAUCGCUUGCUUCGGCACGUGGAGGCACGAGAUCUUAUUGAAUUUGGCAUGAUCCCCGAGUUUGUGGGGCGUUUGCCAGUGGUGGUUCCCCUGCACAGCCUUGAUGAGAAAACCCUUGUACGGAUUCUUACCGAGCCUCGGAAUGCAGUGAUUCCCCAAUACCAGGCAUUAUUCAGCAUGGAUAAGUGUGAAUUGAAUGUUACUGAGGAUGCCCUAAAGGCUAUAGCCAGGUUGGCCUUAGACCGCAAGACUGGUGCAAGAGGUCUUCGAUCUAUAAUGGAAAAGUUACUGCUGGAACCCAUGUUUGAAGUACCCAAUUCUGACAUUGUAUGUGUGGAUGUUGACAAAGAUGUCGUAGAAGGAAAGAAGGACCCAGGAUACGUCAGAGCUCCAGCUAAAGAUGCUUCUGAAGAAGAAUACGAUUCAGGAGUAGAAGAAGAAAACUGGGCUCGCCAAGCAGAUGCUGCAAACAAUUAAAUGCUGUCAGAAUGCUCUGCAGAAAAUGCACUUAAUGGGGAUUUUGUUUUUAAGACCACAUCCGGCUUUUUAGCCUCUUUGAUAACAUUGGAUCUCUCCUGAAUAUGAUACAUGUUCGGAAAAUGUUGGCAGCGCUAAUGGAAAUCAGAUCAAGUAUUUUGCGUAACAUCACACUGAUUAUUUUUUUUGGUGGACACUUGGACUUCAGUGACAUAAUUUUCAGAAAUGAAAUGUAUAUGAUGUUUUGUUCAGUUAAAAAACAACAAAAUAUGCUCUUUUUUAGUGCUGAGCUGAAAAGGUGGACUCCCCUUGUAAAAUUCAUCCCUUUCUCCUUUGGGGCACUUUUUUAGCCAUUUAUUACCACUGGGAGCACUGAAGAGUUAAUGCACCCCCUCCAAAACAUACACACACACAAAACCUGCACUGUACCCUACAAUUUGAUGAAGGCAGCAGUGCUCCAUUGCGACCCUCUUCUCAACUGCAGCUGGUGCCAUUUUUUGUUCCAAUUUAGAUUUCAUCCUAGUAGCAAUGACAUAGCCAGAUCUGAUCAGCUACAUGCCUGUGUGACAAUAGUCACUGAGGUCAAACAAUGCUAAUUCUUGGAAUAGCUUUUUCCCAUCAUACAACAAAAAUCUGGCUGCAUGGCAACAUCAUUGUUACUAGGAUCAAUGGAAAGGUUAUUUUUCAGACUGAACCAGUAUGAAAAAAGUAAGAUUUUGAGGAAACCUCUGGCCCCCUCAAAAGUUCCUUUUUUCUACUGAAUGUACUUCCUGAAGAACUUUCAGCUCAGCCCUAGCUUUUUCAGUUCUAGAAUGCAAUGCAGGUAUUGCCAAUAGUAUUUUACAAUAAUUAUACUACACAAUUUGAGCAGGGAAACAUAACACACAAAUAUUUUGAAUCUACUUUUGUUUGAAAGACCAUUCAGUAUGCGCUAAAUAUCUUUUCUGCUUUAAAUGCAGUGGGUGCUAAAGGUACUUGUUUCAUUUAUAAUGAAAACUGCUCUUAAAAACUGGAUAUGAAAGAUUUAGGACAGUACUUUCUGGUCCCCAAACUCCAUAUUAGUCAAACCAGCGGGACUGCUCUAGAAUAAACAGGUUGUGGAUUGACCUUAUUUUAGAGCAUACUGCACCACUUUACUAAAAACUUACUGUAAUAUGUUAAAAAUAAUUGGAUAUAAUACCAAAGGGUUCAUUCAUUUUUACUUACCUUGAUUAAAUAUCACAUGUAGGUUUUGGAGG
This is a messenger RNA of Lacerta agilis (Sand lizard), 3266 nucleotides long. Its product is annotated as ATP-dependent Clp protease ATP-binding subunit clpX-like, mitochondrial. Gene Ontology annotation, cellular component: mitochondrial matrix. The transcript is spliced from 14 exons. The record is from RefSeq and is a predicted model, not a curated record. Gene Ontology annotation, molecular function: protein dimerization activity; zinc ion binding; ATP-dependent protein folding chaperone. NCBI's taxonomy places the organism in Eukaryota, Metazoa, Chordata, Lepidosauria, Squamata, Lacertidae. Gene Ontology annotation, biological process: proteolysis; protein folding; protein catabolic process. Bases 136 to 2028 code for a protein of 630 amino acids.